Messenger RNA from Notechis scutatus (mainland tiger snake), 8117 nucleotides. NCBI's taxonomy places the organism in Eukaryota, Metazoa, Chordata, Lepidosauria, Squamata, Elapidae. The record is from RefSeq and is a predicted model, not a curated record.
AUGUACAUCAAACCCUCUUCUCUUCUGUCGUCUUCCCAGGAAAAUCGUAGUCUCACUAUCAAAUUAAGAAAACGAAAGCCAUCCAAGAAGGUGGAAUGGUCAAGUGACACAGUGGACAACGAGCACUUGGGACGGAGAUCUUCCAAAUGCUGCUGCAUCUACGAGAAGCCCCGGGCUUUUGAUGAGAGCUCAACAGAGAGCGAAGAUGAGGACGAUGAAGGCUGCGGCAAUGCCCAUUGCAUCCGAGGCCACAAGAAAGGCCAGCGGGGGAAGGCACAGUCUAAAGCGGGAGAUCCUGGUCCAAAGGAGAACAACUCCAAGAAGGUGGAGCUACCUGACCAAAACCAUGCAGGGGCCAUGCAGCACUGAACCAUACUUGGCCAUGGGGCAGAGAAGGAGCUCCUCAACUCUCCCCCAAAAAAGGACUGACACCGCCCCAACUGAGGCGAGGGAUGAAAAGAAGGGAAGGCCUAUACAUCCAGUUCUCAGCUGUCUUGUGCUGGUGCUGCCUUGACCCCGUGGGUAAGGGGGAGGGAGGGUCACUCACACCCAGCUCCACGCCUGUCUUGUGUCAGUGCUGCUACUGUUGUCUCUAUCCAUCCGUGGCUGGUGAGUCUGUCUGGUGCCACCCAUCCUCACCCUGCCCAACGAGGAAUGUAUUGACAGUACCUUCUUGGGUACUGUGGCUGAUUUUUUUCCCCCCCACUGCAACUUAAUUAAAUAUUUGUUAUCGGUGAUGAAUAUGACGGGGAUUGGGUCUGCUUUGAGAAGAGCAGUGAUAGAGCUUCGACCAAGAUCUUUCCUCCUUCCCCUUGUCUUCCUCACUAUCUCCGGUUUCUUCCUUUAUUGCAGGCUCCUUUCCCAUUGGUCUUUUUUAGCUCUGUGUAAGAAACCUACAGUCCACUCGGUUAAUCCGUGCUUGCAUUCUUCUUUUGCACUGAGCCUGCAUCGCUUUCACUAUCGGCUCCACUGCCUCCCCCUUGCAGACUCACUCAGUGCAAACUCACUCUGACAUAAAGCUGCCUUAUAAAGAUGCAGUCAUUAGGUCCCUCCACUCUCUUAGGCUCCUAGUUCCUGGAAAAGGGUAGGUGUUGAUUCCACCUCAUCAGUGAUAGCACGACAGUCUCCAUUUAUCUUCAGGUAUCUACUUAAAAGGACACUUCCUUUCCCCCCCCCCCAUGUUUUUUUUUAAUUUUUCUUACAUAAACAUCUGUAAGAAUUCUUAGUAGUGGGAAUGAAAGGUAUGGAGAGGGUGCAAAAGACAUGGGAAAUGGUUGGAAACCUCGUGGGUCUUACUGAUUUGGGGUUGAGAGGAACUUGAAAAUGUAAACUAGAAAGAUGUAAAAGAGAUGAACGUUGUAUGCACAGGCUGAUGUAUGGACUCAAAAAAAAAAAAAAAAAAACCCCAGGAAGUUGGGCCCAGUCUGAAAACCAAUCCCAUGGUCCCCUUGCACAAUCCCCGUAUAUUCCAUUGCUUGGGCAUAUUAUAUACGACCUUUCCUGAAACCACGGGAUUCCGCUGGAGCCUAAGGAAUGGGACCUUCCGUUGCAUGAACAUUUGAUUAUCCUGGCUACCCGUGGUUUGAUGUGGGAGAAUUGUACAUUCUCAAAAUCUUUCUCUUUCCUCCGUGUGCUUAUUUUAGCACCCUGCUGAUUAAAAAAAAUCACAUUCCACAAGAAAUGCUCACAGCAGUGUAUAACCUUUUUGACAGGUAAGCUCAGUUUAGUCAGCCUUACAGCAGGUAUGUUUCUCAUCAGCCAUGAUGAACUACUUUUUUCAGAGAUUAAAGCUGAAGGUGCAUGAAUGUUCUCGGUAGAAACCUUUAAAAUAAGAAACCAAUCUCGCCCCUUAGUGAGGUUUAACCCCCUUAAUUCUUGUAUCACUCAUUUGCCGAAGUGGGUUCUUGGCUUAGGGAGAAGUCUGUGCAGGAAAGUUUGGGUUUCAGAGAAAGCCUCUUGUAUUUUGUGUUCUCACUAGAUAAAAUUUGGUUUACAAAAUAACAGAAGAAGGCUGGACCUCCUGGCAUUUUGUGAUAAAACUCAUAGUUAGCUACUAUUUUUAGGCAAGUUGCAUGGCACAAUUGGAUAAAUAUUGUAGUUGGUUGAGCUUAUGGACUUCAUUAUGUGCUCUUUGCUUCCCCUCACCCCCACAAUACAAACUGUACAGAUGUACAAAUCUGGGCAGGUUAUAUAAGCUUCUAUAGUAUUACUGUCUUUUGCUUUCACCAGAGAAGUAAGAUAUAUGUUUGCUCACAAUCAGCUGAGAAAAUAGAUUGUGCCUCCGUGACUGGCAUAUUUCAUAGCAAACAUGUUGCAAAACAGGACAUUGGAUGGGAGAGUUCAGUGGACUGGCCCAGCAAACACAAGAAUUGCUGUAUAAAAUGCUAUAAAAUAUAUUUACAGGAAAGCACAAAAUUGGGCAAAUUGACUGGGAGGUCAUUUAGACAGUUUCUUGUUGGCCUUGUUGGAAAAUAGAAUGUUCAUAUUUUUUAAAAGCAUUAAGGUUUAUAGCAUAGAUUCAUACAUUUGAACUGGCUUCCUGGAUCCCCGCAGUAGCCUAAGAAACGUGGCGCUGAAUUUAAACAUCACCACCAUCUCAAUGUGGUGCACUACAGAGUGUCAAACUUUGCAUAUGACAUAUUUGUAUCAAUUUUUCAUACAGCAAUUCUACUUCAUUCAAUAAAAGCCAUGCCUGACAGGUAAAUGAGCUGCCCAACGUAUUUAUCUGAGGAUGGUGACUUUAACAUUAAAAAGUUUAAUAGAAAUUACAGGCAUAGUAUUAUAGAAAAUUGGUAAGCAUUGACAUUAGGAGACCAGAAACUCAAAAGAAGAAGUUUUUCACCCUCUCAACUUGUAAGCCUUCUUACCCUUUCAAUUUCAACAAUUAAGAUUUUGCUUGAAACCCCGAGAGUUAGGAUUUUUUUUUUCCUGUUUUAAGACAUUCCUGAAAUAGCUCUGAUCUAUUUAGUACAUUACCAUGAAUGGCCAACCAAAGUCACUAGCUACUUGGAUAAAAAUAGUUUAAUGGUUUUGAUGAUUUUGCUACAACUCUCCCCAUUGCUGGGAACUGCUGCUUGUUGGUAGUCCUAACGCUGGGAAGACACCCUGUUUUGAAAAACUAUGCCAGACUGUCUUGUUCUUGCAUCCUGAGGAAGCCUGUGCCAAAGUUAAUGGUUUGAAUACUUAAAUUGUAUGGAUUUUGCUGGUUGACAUGCCCGAUUUGUGUUCAUUUGGGAUAUUUGGAACUGUGGGAAAAGCUGCCUUGAGCUUCAUGGAGAAGCAGAAUAUAAGUAUACUGAAGAAUAAAAUGUCUGUUCAAUGAAUAAGAUACAAAGUUUUUCAAUGGAUGUCCCUCUGAAUAUAAUGCUUUAUCUUGAACUAAGGUUUUAAGCCUUUUCCUAAGUUAAGGGUGGGCAGUCUGAUUCUCAGCAGCACCUGGUCCCCACAGUAUGAAAGAUUACAAGUUCCCUGUGUUUCUGAGAAGUCACCAGCAAUCCAGUGGAAGGUUCUUGCCUUACCCUGUCCUAGCAGUAUUGCAGGUGCUCCUGUUUUAAGUGUUUGUGCAUUUCAGCCAGGAAAGUUAGUUUACUUUCACCAUCCCACAAGGCAUUAGGAAAAACAUGUAGUUCACUUGCAGGCCACGAAUUUUGUAUGUACAGAACUCCCAAACCAAAACCUCCAGCACAAAUAUGAAAAAGAUAUAUAUUAUUUUUAUAGACCAAAAGGGGGAGCAUGGUCACCAAAUAAGCAUAAUUCUAAGUUCACAAGCAUGUGGAGAGUAAAGCUAAAAAUUGCUGGGAUGAAUGUGUUAAACAUGAGUUUAUUGAGUAGUUCCUAGCUUCUUGGUUCCUUCACAGCCCAAGCCAAAAUCAGAGAAGACACAGUGUUGCUUAAUACCUUGUGUCGGCCUCUCUAGAAUUAGUUAAGAUAGCUUUAUAUCGCCUCUGGGGUCAGAAGGAGCAGAGUCUUGAAAAUUUAAUUAUUGGAGACCACAUAUCCUGCUUGAAACCUUAAACACCUUAAUGUGUUUUCUAAGAAAGUUGGGCUGGAUAAUGUUUGUUGUGCUGUUUUUAUAAUGUGGCAGGUAUUUCAGUGUCUAGGGCAGGGCAACCUUAUUGUUGACCUCCCCCGUUUUGGAUCUGGUACUGCUUAUAAGCAGUUCGGUGUGCAUUUUGCACUUUUAGAAUCUGAAAGUAAUAUAAAUUCCACCUCAAGCACAAAGGUCUGUUUUGCAUAAUUGAUUCUACAAUGUUUGACUUGCCUAACUCUGCGAUUAGUCAUGUCAAAAAACAAGAGCUAUGCAGUCACCAUAUAUGGCUCUGUUUUGAACAAAGUAUAUUGUAGAUUCAGCAGUGAUCAUGCCAUGAAACUGCUCAGUUUUAACUGGCAGAUUGUGCUUUUUUUCCCUUUUUCUGGUGUUUCUUCCCUUCGCAGGGGAGCAUGAUCAUAACAGCAGAUGGAUGUCAGCUGCUGUUUACAUAUGGCAUUUAAGAAAGCAGGACAAGGACAUUUAACUCAAAAUGCUGCAGAGAAUGCAAAUAUCUCGAUGCUUACCCAGCCUGUCUUCUGCCAGAUCAUCAGGCAGUGGCAAGGGAGCCAAUUGCAAUGAAUCACAUCAUUACUCAAGAUCAAAAUUACAAAGCCUUGCCUGCCAUUUCGUUUCUCACAUUAGCAACUCACAUAGGCCACGCACAAGCUUAAAACUACAUUGUAAGGGGUAAAUCCCACUAAAUAAAAAUACAAACUUUGGGACACACAUAGAAAAGAUUUGGCUUCCAAUGAAAGCCUGGAUAUAUCCAGCUAGGUAGAGAUCAGCCAUUGGCAAAAGGUCUCCAAAUUGUGUGAGAAAAGUAGGAUUCUAGGCUGUCCGUCGGUUUCUCUUCACUGCUUAGGCAUCUUUCAAAGCUGGUGCUAUGGGUCGCCUCUUUCUAUUUAAACCAGGCCUGUUCCUAUGACUUUUAAGCUGAACCUGCAGACAUUUACCAGCUGAUCCCUCCCAUUUCUCUUAUCUCACAAAUCCUUGGCUUAAGUUAAAAUGAUAAAUGAUGAGGCUCCUGAGUUUGCUCAAAUUCUAGAACCAAGAUGAAUGACCACUCAGUACAGGAGAAUUAUUGGUGUGGGGAGAACCAUUUAAAAUGCCCUAUUUCGAAUCUUCCUUUUGAGCAGCUGCAGGCGCACAACUCUAGUUUGCUUUUGUUUGUGGCUUCCAGAUAUAGGACAAAGAUUAAAAAAAGAAAUAAUUAAAAACUGGGAGGAACACUUUUCCUGUGAGACUUCAAAAGGUUUAGCAGUCUUCUCCCCACUUCUUUUUUCCUGUUGUUCCUUCCAUUUCCUCGAUAGGGUGCUCUGCUAAGCUCCGGGUGAAUCCCUUUUAUCUUCCUAGCUUUUCAUAAUAAAAAGGUACUUUUAACAGCUACAAAAACUACCGCUGAAGUUUUUACCUGCCUAGGUAAUAUAAGAAUAUACCACUUUCAUCCAUGGGAUUUCUAGAUGAGGCUAAUCAUAACCAACCAACAAAACCCCAGCCUUUCUGUUUCCCUGCUGCCAUCUGCUGCUUAUCCAGAUUCCUGCCUCCCGAAUACACUAGUACAGAUAGUCCUCAACUUACGACCUGUCACUUAGUGACAGACUUCGUUAGGGGUUCUUGCAACCAUGGUCACAGGACUGCACUCUGGAUGCUCAGCAACCUGGCUGUGUGUACAGCCGUUUGCAGGACCCCACGGUUAUGUGACCAUGUUUUAUGAUGGGUAGUUUUUUUUAAUGAAAUUUACUUCCAGUUUUUGGCAAAACCAGCCCAUGGAGAAUCGUUGGUUCGUUCAACCACUUAACGGCCACCACAAAAGUUGUAAAAUCGGAUCGAUCUGAUGGGUGUCCCUGAUUUUUGACUGUGUCAGGACUUUACAACUGGGAUAGGUAGGCUCAGUCAUAACUUGAGGACUACCUAUAAUAUUCUAGAAACGGAGCUGAUGUUUAAAAUGACAAGAGCGCUCCCUUGAAAUGGGAGGAAAAGCAGUAGCGGUCGUUGCAAGAGAAAUCUUCAGUGUUUUGCACGCCUUUGCGUUCUCCAAGCAGCUUCCAUGCCAACAUCAGAUGGAAACUGGCUGUGCUACAGUAAUUGGGUUGUCAUCUGCCUUAAAAUAUAUCAUUCCCGCAUGCUGAGGCAGAGAGACCAUGCUCAUGUAGGAACAAUUAAAUAGGUAUUUGAACAGGCCCCAACUUCUGGGAUGUACCUGAAGCUAGGCUUUGCCUGAAGGGCCUUUUAGCAAUGCAUCGUAGUUGGAGGAGAAGGUGAAUUUGUUUCAGGAGGUUUUCUACUUGUUUUCCUGCACUUGAAAGUGAUCUAAGGUCAAGGCUUCCUGAAGUUGAGCUCAUCUGUUGACUCUAUGGGUGCAUUCAUGUCGUUUGUCUUGGCAUGUGAUUGGAAGGAAGGGUUUUUUUUUUUUUGUAGUUGUUGCUUUCUUCCUGAAUGUGGUUUUCCUUCUCGGUUUAGCCUCUAGCCCUGGGGUUUCUAGUGGUCUCCCAUCCCAGUAUUAACCUGGCCUGACCCUGCUGAUCUUUCUGGGGUUAGCCAAGGUUGAUUAAGUGCUGCCACUAUCUGCUGUGCUUUCCCAUAUUUAGCAGAUCACAACUCCCAUAAAUAGCAGGCAUUUGCUUCUGCGGACCAGCCCCUCCGUAAAUGAUUGCAUAAAUCCAGCUGGUUAAGCAGUGGGUCUCUAAGCAGUUUCCUUUAAGUCUAGGUCAGGGGUUGGCAACCUUAAACACUCCAUUUGGACAUAUUUCCCACAGAAAAGAAAACACAGGGAGCCACAAUACCUUUCCCAUGUCUGACUAUUUUCUGAGCGGCCACAAAACUAGCAUAUAUAGUUGAAAAGAUUCUGUUUUCUUCUGAAACUUUUCUUUUCUUGGAUUUAUCCAUUGUUGGCCUACCGGGGGUCAAAAAGCUCAAUAAAUCGCAUGCCGAAGGGUGUCACACAUUGGCAGGUGUGAUGCAUAUUUUGAGUGAUAGGGAGCUGUAGCUGAGGGAUGGAAGAGCCACAUGCAGCUCCAGAGCCACAGAUAACCUGGUCUAGGUUAACCCAACCCCCGUAUUGUUUACAUGUCAAGAUGGCGAUGGCAAAUCAAAUCAAAUAUAUUGAUUGGCUUCACACAUUGUAUUAAGCCAUAUUCUCUUUUAAUGAAGAUUUCUUAAAUAUGACACAAAUGACUAGGUUCAUGGCUUUAAGCCACAGUCACACCAAACACAUUCUGGCUUGGCUCAACUGCAGAAUUACAAAUGAAUUGAAACAAUUCUAUAUUUACAUAGCUCUGUAGAAUGAACACCUAUUUUAUUUAUUUCUUCAUCCCCCCAGUUUUAGCAGUUAAACUGUUAAAAGUGAUUUAUCGGCUUUCUAGAAGAACUCCAGUGUGUUUAGUAACAGCAUCAGGUUGGACACCUGUGGCUUUUCUAAAGGAAUUGGGGAAAACGUUUUGGUACCUGCUGCUAGAAAUACCAGAGGUGGUGAUGAAGGAAAAACAGUGUUUUCACAAUCAGAGAAAGGACUAUUCUCCUUUUCCAGCCCCAUUUUUGUAGCCUAGUCCCGAUUCCCAUGUUUACUAUCAGUAGUCCUCGACAUAAUGACCACAAUUGGGACUGGAACUUCUGCACUAAGCAAAGUUUAUGAUCUUUUUGCAGUGAUUCUUAAGCAAAUCGCCCAGCUGUUAAGGAAACCGGGCUUCCCCCAUUGACUUGGCUUGUUGGAAGCAAGCUAGGAAAAUCACAGAUGGCAACCAUGUGAUCCCAGGACACCCGCAAACAUCCUAAGUGCUGGCCAAGUCCCCAAACGUUGAUCAUGUGACUGUGGCGACGCUGCAACGUAGGUGCAAGGACUGAUUGCCAGUCACUUUUUUCACUAAACGAACGGUUGCAAGUUCAAGGACUACCCGUAUUGUGUUGCUAUUAGAAAAGCCGGAGCACUCCAAAGAUGGUAGCAUUUCUAAUCAGUGUUUUGGAUAUCUGACCUCCUAUAUUGCAGAUUGAUUGAUUGUCCACAUUUUUACGGUGCACAGCCUAGAGCCUCUUGAUGGCUUACAUCAAGGAUUGUAUGUCCUGCACUGUUGAUAUCUGGGAGUAUGGGGGG